Molecule: messenger RNA, 3538 nt
Organism: Mizuhopecten yessoensis (Yesso scallop)
Lineage: Eukaryota; Metazoa; Mollusca; Bivalvia; Pectinida; Pectinidae
Product: N-sulphoglucosamine sulphohydrolase-like
Exons: 6
Coding region: 20-1570 (516 amino acids)
Biological process (GO): glycosaminoglycan catabolic process; heparan sulfate proteoglycan catabolic process
Molecular function (GO): N-sulfoglucosamine sulfohydrolase activity
Source: RefSeq, a predicted model, not a curated record
CAUCAGUCACAGCUGAGAGAUGCAGGUAUACGUAGCAAGAAGCCUACUUACACGCAUCACAUGCGGUGAGAGGCGAUGCCACAAUAUACCGUCACGUGAUGUAAACAGGAAGUUAAGUAAGAAGGGUCUCGAAAAUGUUGUUUUGGACUCCUCGAGGUUUUUCCAUCUGGGAAGAUUAGACCAAGAUGGUGCCAGCAGAUGUGAAGUUCAUUGUUUUCCUUGUGUUAUGUACAUUAAUAUUGCAGGUACAGUCGAGGAAUGUUCUCCUCAUACUUGGUCAGUGGUGUUGUCAGGAUUACCACAGCACCAGAAUGGAAUGUACGGGCUGUUCAAUGGCUACCACCACUUUCAGUCGUUUGAGGACGUCAGAAGCCUGCCAUCACUAUUAAAAGGGGCAGGUGUCCGAACAGGUAUAAUUGGUAAGAAGAAUCUGGGUCCUGAGUCAGUAUACCCAUUUGAUUAUUCCGUAACUGAACUUGAUGGCCACAGUAUUCUGCAAACAGGAAGAAACAUCACCUUCAUUCGUCAACAUGUGCGUGAGUUUCUGCGUCAAAAUUCUUCCAGUCCUUUCUUUCUGUAUGUGGCAUUCCACGACCCCCAUCGAUGUGGUCACACCCAUCCCCAGUACGGACAGUUCUGUGAGAAGUUCGGUGCUGAUGGGACCAUGCCUGAUUGGAAUCCAGUCUUUUUUGAUCCUGCAUCUGUGGUUGUUCCCUAUUUUGUCCAGGACACUCCUGCUGCCAGACUGGACAUUGCUGCCCAGUACACCACCAUAAACCGUAUGGACCAAGGUAUAGGUCUUAUACUGAAGGAGCUAGAGUUGGCAGGCCAUGCAGAUGACACUCUCGUCAUGUACUCCUCCGACAAUGGCAUACCUUUCCCCAAUGGCCGCACCAAUUUGUAUGACUCAGGUUUGGCUGAACCAUUCAUUAUGUCCUCACCAUACCAUAGGAAGCGCUUGGGACAGAAAAGUGAUGCUAUGUUGAGCCAUGUGGACAUUCUCCCUACAGUACUGGACUGGUUUGGUGUCAAAUAUCCUCACUACAAGAUCCUCAAAAAUGCUGUGACCUUGACCGGCAAGUCUUUACUCCCUUUGCUUAAGGAGGAACCAAAGGAAUCUUGGGAUACUGUAUAUGCCAGUCACAGCCUCCACGAGGUGACAAUGUACUACCCUAUGAGGGUGGUAAGAAACAAACAAUACAAGCUCAUUCAAAAUAUUAACUUUCAAAUGCCAUUCAUGAUAGAUCAGGAUUUUUUUGUUUCAAGGACAUUCCAAGAUCUGCUGAACAGAACACAGCAGGGAAAGGAAACACACUGGUACAAAACUCUCCACAACUACUACUACAGGGACCAGUGGGAACUCUUCAACAUAGUUACUGACCCACAGGAACUCCACAAUUUAGCUCGUGAUCCAAGUCACUCAAAGGUUUAUCAUCAGCUGCAGAACCAAUUGAAUAUGUGGCAGAAUAUAACCUUUGACCCCUGGAUUUGUUCACCCUCGGGUGUUUUGCAGGAUGUAGGGCCACAUAAGUAUCACCCACAGUGUUAUAGUAUGUACAACGGACUAUGAGGGUGUGACUAAUUGUGUAGUACAGGGUUGUUUUACCUACAGAUCUGGAAUCUGUUACAACAAACAUUAUAUUUCCUUCAGAUCUGGACUCAGACUGGUACUAUUGAUAUCAUUUUACCUACAGAUUUGGUCUCAGCUACUGUCGAUAUUAUUUCAACUCCAGAUCUUGCAUUUGUCCGCUAGAGUAGAUAUUAUUUUAACUACAGAUCUGGAAUCUGUUUGCUACUGUAGACAUUAUUUUAACUACAGAUCUGGACUCUGUUUGCUACUGUAGACAUUAUUUUAACUACAGAUCUGGACUCUGUUACUGUAGACAUUAUUUUAACUACAGAUCUGGAAUCUGUUCGUUACUGUAGCCAUGAUUUUAACUACAGAUCUGGAAUCUGUUACUGUAGACAUUAUUUUAACUACAGAUCUGGAAUCUGUUUGCUACUGUAGAUAUUAUUUUACCUACAGAUCUGGACUCUGUUAUUGUAGACAUUAUUUUAACUACAGAUCUGGAAUCUGUUUGCAACUGUAGACAUUAUUUUAACUACAGAUCUGGAAUCUGUUACUGUAGACAUUAUUUUACCUACAGAUCUAGUACAUUUCAGUGCCAAAAUUAUAACACAAUUGUCAUAGUUUUACCAAAAUUUUAUGUACAUUUUUAUACAUUUUACAUACAAAUGGACACCUGCUUAUAUGUAUCAAUGUUUAUGUACAUAUUUAUACAUUUUAUAUAUAAUUUACAAAUAUAUUCAAGAAGCUUACCUACUUAAUCAUUUUAAACUAAAACUAAAUAUACAAGUAAAAUGUAAACAUACGCAAGACACUGACAAUCAACCUUGUUUUAUUUGAACACUUUCAUACCUCUCUGUGCAUUACGAAUUGUCAAAGUUCAAAUCCAUUUACAUUAUAACUUUACCAGUAUUAUGAAUAUUCCAUCCCAUGAAAAUAUCAUUUCCAGCAUGUGUAACAGAACAUGAAUGUAAUAAAGAUGUUUUCCCCAUUAUACACUGUAUUUAGAAACCAUUAUUGACAUUAUUUGCAGUCGUUAUCACUUAUGGUUAUAGUGAUGGGAAUCAAACGUCACGUUAUUCCAGGAGGAUCAACAGUUAUAAUCUACAAAUUUUAAUACGUAAUAAAAGUAAUACCACACAUCGUAUCUGAUGUCAGGACUUGUGUAUAGUGCAGACACAUCCACUCUAGACCUACACACACUCCUGGAUGUAUUCUGACAAUUAACUUGUUUAUCUGUGAUGUUAGAUAAACACAUAGUAUUUCUGAAUUCUACCAUAACCUAAGACGUAUAUCAUGCUUAGGCCAUUGUGUUACGAAGUGUAACUAUUGAUUUUUUGUAAGCACAUGUGUCAACAUAUUGAGCAGUUUCAGUGGCUAUUACAGAACAUGUUUCCUAGUAUUUUGACCUCAUGACCUUAAAAAAUGAAUAAAUAAACUAAUGUUGAUUGGUUAUGGUAGAAAAGAAAUUCCAUAACCUAUUACAGUUGUUAUAAUGUCUAUAUAACCUAAAUUAUUUAACAUUAAAAUUUCAAAAAGACACUGGGUAAACCUCGUGUCUUUUUGAAAUUUGAAAAUUAAAUAACUUGAAUUAUAUAAAUACAAUAAACAACUUAUCACUCAUUGCGGAAUCUUUAUUUACAUCACAAGUAUACCACUAACCAAAGCUGUAGUAUUGUCAUUUACCUCUUUUGUUUCCUGCAUGAACGAAAGUUAAAAGUAAUGUUGAACAAUGUAAGGUGAAGUUGAUACGUUUCGUGUUACAAUUCUAGUAUAUCAUUCCUACUUAGUUGGCAGUUGGUGAGAAAAAAAGCUAACAGGUGUGUAAAACUACUGGACAAAGUAUAGAAAACGUUACCGUACCACGUGCAAUGCUAGUGAGUAACAGUAUUUUUAAGUGGUUUGAAGCUAUUUAGAUUGUGUUGUGGUACAAACUUUCGCGGAAAACUUAUGGAAAUAAAUUUGUUGUAA